UUCAGCAUGCGACGAUGUACUUCUUCAUUUUUAAUCUCUGGUGUUGUGGAUAUAGCAGUGCACUAUGGAGUCCCUCUCCCGCCUAAGACUGAUUAUAUGUCAAUGGUGAUUGCCUUGGUGGUCGAGGGGUUACUGUUCAAUAGCCACGUACAUGGCAGGUCGGAGCUCGACAUACACAUACAUAUGUUGCUGGUGUAUGUCAUCUUCAGCACAGCUGUGGUUAUGGCACUGGAGGCAAG
This is a messenger RNA of Candidula unifasciata, 239 nucleotides long. NCBI's taxonomy places the organism in Eukaryota, Metazoa, Mollusca, Gastropoda, Stylommatophora, Geomitridae. The record is from the annotation of a GenBank genome assembly.